AUGAAAAAAGUCUUAAUUGCAGGAGGAGCAUUAGCAGGCCUUGCUGGAGCUAUUGCAAUUAUUUCCAAAAAGCUUCUGAAGAAAGAUAUUUUAAAGCAGGCAGGAGAAUUGCAAGUCCAGACAAGCGAAUUCAAAGAUGGGGUGCUCACUCUCGAGUCAGCUAUUAGCAUUCUUGAUGUACUUGUCGAACAAAUACCUGAUGCGAUAGGAAAAAUAAAGGAAGAGUUUGUAAAACGAAGGCUUGAAUUUUAUAAUAAUGACGAAAUUAGGUAUAGAGACGUGGUCAAAGAGUUUUUGGCACUUCAGGAACAAGAAAUUAAGAGAAUUACUGAGUGUGCUUUUGAGUCCUUCCAAAUCACAGCUGCUGAUUGGGAUAAAGCUCUUUCUAAAUAUUUCAGCCAUCCAGAAAUAGCAAGUAGAAUAAGCAAACUCCACCCAAAAAAUGAUGCCUCGUCGAGAAUAGAUGACAUCCCUGUCGAGCUGACUGAAGAAAAAUAUAUUGACUGUCUUAGAGAAAUUAGAGAAGGCCUUGCCAAGUUUGCAGAAAGUCACCAAGGCGAGCUUAUAAGUCCAUUCGAACUUAUCGUUACUGAACUCAAAAUAUACGACGAUAUCUGCAGCUUAAUUAACUUAAAAUAUUAUCGAGUACCUCCCAGUCCUUUUCACGUCCCUUGAUUUCGCUCCAACUUCUUGCUUUCCAUUCCUAUUCCACAGCCUAAAGGCAUGCUGCUCCUCCAAAGAGGUUUGCACUCCCAAACUGAAGAUAAAGAUGCAAGGUCACUACGCUAUAAAUCAAUGGUCCAAAAAUUCAAAAAGCGAAUUUUCUGUUCAGGCUAUAUAUCGAGAUAAAAAUGUAGCCCAGGGGCUUUACUCCCGAUAUCACGUUGAGAAAUAUCUGAUUAACAGCUGAUCUCCAUUGCCUUAAGACACUUGCGGGCUUCGGGUGUUAAGAUGGCAGGUUGGUUCGCCACGCCAUUUUUAUAUGUGUGCGAUAUCUGAAUCAAAUAUGGCUUUAAUGAAAUACACUUGAGCUCUGCAAAGCAUAUGUUCAGAACAUCAUACAGAGUUAAAGAGCUCCAGCAAGACCUCGAAGAAAUCCAUAAAAGUAUCAUGCCUCCAAUCAAGGUUAAAGCAGCAUAA
Messenger RNA from Blepharisma stoltei, 1140 nucleotides. Lineage: Eukaryota; Ciliophora; Heterotrichea; Heterotrichida; Blepharismidae. The record is from the annotation of a GenBank genome assembly.